Capronia epimyces CBS 606.96 is the source of this 441-nucleotide messenger RNA. RefSeq lists its product as uncharacterized. The coding region runs from base 1 to 441 and encodes 146 amino acids. Lineage: Eukaryota; Fungi; Ascomycota; Eurotiomycetes; Chaetothyriales; Herpotrichiellaceae. The transcript has 2 exons. The record is from RefSeq and is a predicted model, not a curated record.
AUGGCUAACUCGUUGGAAGAUUGCCGCAGUGCUCUCCUCGCAGGCCCCUUGUCCCCCGAUACUGGGCUCCAUCGAAUUGCUGCAAGCGGCAUUGCAGGGUCUUGUGCCGGCGCCGUGGCUGCGGCAUUCCUGCCACGAGGGAGCUUUGUUUCAGGCAGUAUCAUGCUGGGAAUCAUUGCAGCCGCCUCUCAAGCAGGAAUCAACACCAUCGACAACUCUUCCCCAACCCCUGCGUUGUCUUCGCGCUUCAAACAGAAGCUAUUGGGGUUAAUCCCGAUGAAGUCCCUGACGGACGACGAGUAUGCACAUCUGCUCCAGGAUAAGCUCCUCAAAUUGGAAGCGGAAAUCUCAAUCCUGGACGAUCAGAUUGCAACACUGCGCGCAGCGAGCAAGCAGCAAGCUCAGGGCCAAACAGGGCGAUCGAAGAAUGCGACAAGUUAG